Molecule: messenger RNA, 1041 nt
Organism: Sipha flava (yellow sugarcane aphid)
Lineage: Eukaryota; Metazoa; Arthropoda; Insecta; Hemiptera; Aphididae
Exons: 1
Coding region: 230-979 (249 amino acids)
Source: RefSeq, a predicted model, not a curated record
GCUGAUUUAACCUAUUCUGUGACUCUACACUAGUUCUCGGCUACACACGUUAUUUGACCAAAUGCCAACUAUCGGUAAGACGGUCAAUUCCUAUGUAGAAUUACAAUAUUUUACUGUAAAAUAAGUAUUUUCAAUAUUAAUACUAUUCUGUUUUCAACCUGAUAUACAAUUUUCUUUUUACCCACGUUGCAUAUCAGAACUAUAUUGAGUGCGUCUUUCAAACAGCAAAAUGAAUAUUUUAAAUUGUUUACGAGUUAAAAUAAAUUCUUCAAUAAUUAAUUCAGUAAAAAGGUCGCAUACAAUGUGCGACCGAGCUUCAGUUAUUCACAACAAACAUCACACGUUGCUGUCUUCUAAUAAGUUACCCGUGCAAGUUGUGUCCAAUCGAUGUUUUAUGAAGAAGAUGGGUUUAAAACCUAUUUACGAUAUGUACAACAAAAAAGCUGCAAAAGAUGGUGUUUCACCUACAGAAUAUGUGCUUAUUUACCAGGGCACGGGUGAAGUAUAUGUUCGUUGGUUGAGUGGAAUAGUAGUAUUUGCAAUGGUAUUUGUACCAUCGGUUUUCAUUUUUACCUAUAUGUAUACAAUGUUUACAACAGAGAGAAUUGAUUUGAGAACUUAUUUAGAUUUAAUGUUUAUUCCUAAUUCAGGAUUAGAACUUGCAUUCAUGGUACCUUCAAUAUUCUUAAUGAAAAUGGCUUCAUACAGUUUUAUUUCUAAAUAUGUGUUGAGAAUUUAUAGACAUAAUGUCAGAGAACAGUACAUCAGUGUAUACAUAAAUCCAGUUUUACCAUGGAAAAAUGUAAAUUGUUCAUUUGAAAAGGCUAUUAAAUUGCCUAAUAGCAAAAAUUUUAUUAUUCCUUGGCAUAAAGAUUAUUAUAGAAUUGCUGGAUACAAAUCAAUAAUUUUAAAAGAAAGAUUUAGAAGACCAAUAGAUUAUGAACGAAUGCUUGGUUUAGUGAAGACUAUGGAUGAUUAAAUUUUUAACAGAUAUCAUUUUUGUUUAAAUACAUUUUAUAAAUAAAAAUGUGUACUAUUUUA